UUUCUCUAUGACGUACCUCGUUGCCCAGCCUGCAGAUCACUGUGAUUGGCUGUGACACAAAUGGCUCUCGCGGCCGGGCUCGGGGAACGUUUGGCUCAUCUUUGACCAGAAGUCGAAUUGGCCAGCCAAAAAUCUCUUUUUCAACCUCACUCCCCUCCCCGAUUCUAACGACAAUCUCGCCCUCUCCCUCUCUCCAAUUCACCUCCUCUCCUGCAGAAAUAAUGGCUCGUGCGCAACAGGUCGGAACUAUGCUCGCAGCAGCCGCUGGGCUCUGGCUGCUUGGCCUCGUUGGCCUUCUCCCGCUUCCCGAGGUCCUGCAGACCCAGGUGUGGCCGGUGCUGCCGCUGCUGGCGCUGGUGUCUCUGGGCGCCUACGCAUUCGUCAACAUCGGCUACAACCUGCUCGUGUUCCGCGAGUGCCCCGAGGCGUACCAUGAGCUGAUGCAGGAGAUUUCUGAGGCCAAGGACGAUCUGCGCGCGAACGGCGUUGAUAUUGCUUGAAUGGCCCUCUACACUAGCGUUUUUUAUUGGCUGCAUUGGCACAACCGACAACAUGAGCUGAAAAAUAAAAAAUUCUGUCUUUUCCUAGACUGUUGCGGCUCGCUUCUGUAUGCCAGCUGUUGUUUCUUUACAUUCCUCCCCCUUUUUCUUUGUUUGCAUUAAAGAACGGCACAAUGAGCGAGAGUCGCCAGAGUCUGAUUGCGUGGGUCAACGAGCUUCUGCAGACCAACUACACCAAGGUCGAGCAGCUGGGUUCAGGUAAGAGCCGUGGAAUCGAACCCCUCCGAAGGGGAGAGCAGCCCAAUUGCGAAUUGGCACAUCUCUAAUUACCCCCGGGUGUUUAGGUGCGGCGUACUGCCAGAUCAUCGACUCGAUAUACCUGGAUGUGCCGCUUGCCCGCGUCAAGUUCGCGGCGAACCAGCAGUACGAGUACAUUGAGAACUACAAGAU
Messenger RNA from Linderina pennispora, 950 nucleotides. Its product is annotated as dolichol-phosphate mannosyltransferase subunit 3. Bases 222 to 500 code for a protein of 92 amino acids. Gene Ontology annotation, cellular component: endoplasmic reticulum membrane; dolichol-phosphate-mannose synthase complex. The transcript has a single exon. Gene Ontology annotation, biological process: GPI anchor biosynthetic process. The record is from RefSeq and is a predicted model, not a curated record. Lineage: Eukaryota; Fungi; Kickxellomycota; Kickxellomycetes; Kickxellales; Kickxellaceae.